CUCCCUUAGUUACCGUCGCGUCAUAGUAAACAUUGCUGAUUUUUUCAGAUCGAUGCAUCAAUAAAAAAAAAAUAAAUAAACAUAAAAAAGACAUUGUUUCUAUAUCGGUUGGAUUAAAUUACCUGUAAUCUGAUAUAGCAAUGUACGGUUCGUACAGAAGCAGCUAUUAUCCUAGCUAUAGGUAUAGUUACCCGAGCUAUGGAUACGGGUCAUCGUAUUACGACCGGAUCUACGGAAAUUACAGCUAUGGAAAUUACGACUCUGGAGGUAGCGACUACGGGAGUAGCAACUACGGGAGUUACGAUCCAUACCCAUACUAUAGCAAUUAUUACUAUGGCUACGGUAGGAGGAGACGGAAUUACUGGGAAAGAGAUAGAGAUACUUACAAUAGCUGGAGAAGAAAUGAAAAUACAGCAAGAACCAGAACCCCUUCACCCGAAACACCCCCUCCGCCACCUCAACCAGAAGUUCCAGAAGAAGAACUGGUGAAGGAACUACACGUGAAAGAUAUUGACCUUCACAUUAAAGCAAACACAGAGAAACACAGAACGGCCGAUUACGACUGUACGAAGGACAGAAAAGUUGACGGGAAGUUAGAACCGGCGGAAUUAGUUGUACGUCGGGGAGACACAAUAAAAAUGACAAUCACUUUUGACAAAAGUCCAUACAGCAAAGAGAAGAACGACUUGCAGUUAAUCUUCUCGAUCGGAAAAGAUCCUAAACCAGCUCGAGGUACUAAAGUUGAGUUUAAAAUUGACGAGUCUGGAAAUCAAAAGUUUAAGCCUGAUAAAUGGGGUGCAACUUUACAAGACAAGACCGGAAAUGACAUCACGAUUCUGGUAUAUAUUCCUGCCAACUGCAUCAUAGGCGAAUGGAAUUUUUAUGUGAAGACAAUUAGUGAAGGAAAGGACAAGGAUGGGAAAGAUAAAACACUCUCCGGGACGUACAAGCCUAAAGAUGACAUCACCAUACUCUUUAACCCUUGGUGUAAAGAGGACGGUGUAUAUAUGGCUACGGAAAAUUUGCUUAAUGAAUACAUCUGUAAUGAGAACGGAGCUGUGUGGAGAGGAAACCAUGAACAAAGAGGGGCGAGUGCAUGGAAUUAUGGACAGUUUGAAGAGGGUAUCCUCGAAAUUUGUUUGCACCUUGUUAGAAGUGGAUUUGGGCCGGACAAGUUAAGGCAUAUGUCAAAUCCGGUCCAAGUCAGCAGGAUGAUUGUAAAAAUGGUGAAUGCAUCAGAUGACAAUGGAGUUAUAAUGGGCAACUGGAGUGGCGAAUACGAGGGUGGUACACCGCCUUGGAAGUGGGCUGGAAGUAUCAAAAUUUUGAAACAGUGGCAGAAGAGUGGCCCCGUAAAGUUCGGACAGUGUUGGGUGUUUGCUUGUGUAACAACGACAGUUUGCAGAGCACUUGGCAUUCCAUGUCGAACAGUAACAAAUUUCGCCUCUGCACACGACACUGAUGAGACCAACAGCAUUGAGAAAUAUUUUUCACCAGAUGAUGAAGAACUUGAGGAAUACAAUGCAGACUCUAUUUGGAACUUCCAUGUGUGGAAUGAGGCAUGGAUGGCCAGACCUGACCUAGAACCUUACUACCCGUACGGCUGGCAAGUUAUUGAUGCAACACCGCAGGAAAGAAGCGAAGGUGUUUACAUGUGUGGUCCGUGUCCAGUGGCGGCUAUAAGGAAAGGUGACUGUUCAACAAAGUAUGACGCAGGAUUUAUCUUCUCGGAAGUAAAUGCAGAUAAAGUUCACUGGCGUGUAUUUCCUGGUGAUCGUGCAGAACUAAUUGAAAUUCUUAAAGACAAAAUUGGAAAAUUCAUCAGUACAAAAACUCCAACUGGCCUACAAUUCAAGUAUAAAAAACACAUGUCUAUGGCAGAAAAGGACGAUUAUGCGAUGGAAAGGUGUCUAGAUCUAACCAUGGAUUACAAGCCAAAAGAAGGUACGGAAGCUGAAAGAGAAUCCGUAAUGAAUGCACACAGAACAGCCCGGUUCCCUAUAAUCGAAACAUAUCUAGGGGAAGAAGAAAUAGUCAAGCAUGUGGAAUUCCAUCUGUACCACGACAAUAAGGCUAUGAUUGGAAGUAAGAUGGAGAUAGAGUUCACAGCCAAAAACACAGGGAGAAAUGAGAGAAAGAUAUCUUAUGCAUCGAUAAGGGUUUAUGCACAAAGCUACACUGGUUAUAAUGGACGUAUGCUGCUUAGCAGAACUUUUAACGGAGCUACUUUGAAACCGGGAGAAGAGAAACGUUUUGGAGCAGUUUUGGAACCAGAUGAUUAUUUGUAUUAUCUCCUUGAACAAGCUAGCGUUCGUAUUGAUGCCAAAGCGAAUGUUGAUAGAGCUGGUGAUGAGGAAAAACAAAGAGCGAGAAAGGAACACGUGGUCAGAUUCCGACGACCGGACCUAGAAGUAGAGGGCCCGGAAGAAACGAAGGUAGGAGAUACAGUUAGGUUCAAGGUCACUGUCAUUAAUCCACUAGAUCGCCCACUGACAAAUUGCAGUUUCUCAAUGGAAAGUGUUGGGUUUGAGGAUUUGUCAGAAGAUGUACCAACUAUGGACGUCCCGGCUAGAGGUGUUCAUACAGAAGAAUUUAUGCUGAGGGCCGUGAAACGGAAGAAAUACGGAGCUGUGUAUUUUAGCUUCGAUUGCAAAGAAAUUCCGGACAUUUCUGGGUCGACAGAAAUAAGAAUUAAUCCAUAACGUAAAAUUUGGAUGGAACAUGAACAAAAAAUGCGAAGACUGUGAUAAUCUAUUUUACGCUGUAGUGUGUCGGACAGAUAUUUCUUUAAAUGAAAACAAUAACAUUCAUUCUGAUUUUAAAUAACAAACAAUAGCAUGUGGUGUAACUUGGUUAGAUAUGUAGUUUCUCACAAUAUGAUAUAGUAUUUGACUGACAUAUAUUCUUUAAACCAAGACAUUAAAGUUACUUUAGUCCGCUUUACUUAUACUUAUUGUGUGUUGUAAAAAAAAUGUUGAGAUAUAACUAAAAUCAUGUUAUUUUCUCAAACUGACCUGAUGUUUUUUUUUCAAACCAAGUUGUUCAGUGAUACAUCUCUGACUUACGAGAUAUUUAUACAGUCACACCUGAAUAUAAAGACAACGCAAUUAAGGUCGAGAAUUUGUCUUUAUUUACAGGAUUCAUUUCAAAAUAUUUUGCUUUUACAAUGUAUUUAUACUCAUUUAAACAAUUCUAGAGAUUUUUUGCAAAGUAUAUUGUUGAUUUUACACCGUUUCGGCAGACUUUUCUUAGGUGCCAUAUUUAAAAUAAAUUUAACCUUUUUGCCUAUUUCUGAAAUAAAAGAUUCUUAGAAAA
This is a messenger RNA of Mercenaria mercenaria, 3315 nucleotides long. RefSeq names its product hemocyte protein-glutamine gamma-glutamyltransferase-like. Bases 141 to 2702 code for a protein of 853 amino acids. The transcript has 18 exons. NCBI's taxonomy places the organism in Eukaryota, Metazoa, Mollusca, Bivalvia, Venerida, Veneridae. Gene Ontology annotation, molecular function: protein-glutamine gamma-glutamyltransferase activity. The record is from RefSeq and is a predicted model, not a curated record. Gene Ontology annotation, biological process: peptide cross-linking.